Messenger RNA from Bombus pascuorum, 3287 nucleotides. Its product is annotated as apical junction molecule-like. The transcript has 3 exons. Lineage: Eukaryota; Metazoa; Arthropoda; Insecta; Hymenoptera; Apidae. Bases 2 to 3085 code for a protein of 1027 amino acids. The record is from RefSeq and is a predicted model, not a curated record.
AAUGCGGCGUACGAGGUACGUUGCAUUGCCAGUACGAGCUUGGCAGUAUGUCGGCCUUCUGGUGGUAUCCCUCGCCUGUCUCACGCUAGGUCUGGUCUCCAGGGAUAAGGAAGGUCGAGCAGGAAGCCUGGCGGGACCCGAGUUAAAACAUCAAGCUCCUCACCAAGUGGACGCCUGCCCGAAUUUGAGCCCUUUCACCAAGAUGCCUUCUUGCUCGAGUUUCGAGCAAAACCAGACCAGCAUUUCGAAGACGACCAAACAAACUAGAAACUCCAGAAUUUCCCUCCUACCAACCGAUCCAAGAAUGUCCCGAUCUCGAAGCUUAGAUCGUGCCUCCGGGAUACGGUCUCAAACUCGAGCGGACUUUACGAGCACAUUGGACAGACUGGGCAGACAGAGAAGCAAUAUCGAAUACGGUUCGAGACGUACCGUGGAAUCGAGACAUAGAACACAAGAUCGUGCAAGACGCGUAUCUGAUUCUGCGAUCCGAUUGCAGAUCAUUCGAUCGCUCGACUCUAGAACUACACGGGAUCUUGCUGAACGAAGAUCGCUCGAAAGGUCUACCGACAUCGAUAGGCGUCGUCAAGUAAAUAGGCGAGUAAUCGAUUCCCAAGAACGUGGAAACCUUGUACGCUCUAUGGAACGACUGACUUUUACCGCCGAUUCCCGUCGAGAAAGAAACGAACGAUCUCCGAGGAACGUGGAUAGACGAAAUCGUAUCCAAACGACGAUCAGACGCGACUCUAGACUGGAUCGAGACCACGGAUUUUUUACCAGAAUGGAACAACGCGAAGCGACUGACCAACGACGACACUCUUCCGUUGCAUCGUUAAGACGUUCCGUAGACAAUUUCGAUCGAGAGAGAAACAACAGACUGAACUUGGCUCGCGAACGACGCGAAUCUUCGCCUGUCAGGGCAUCUGAAAUUACCAGCAAUUACUUAAAGGAACGACGAGUUGGGAGUUUGUCCAACGAUCGAAGAUCAGAACGUCGAUCGUUCGUGGAUUCUAGAAGAAACUCAGAAAGGCGAUCUGCACCCGUCGAAUCUGAAAACCACGUAGAAGGUAGAACCGAUCGCAGACUCGUGAAACGGACAGACAAUCGUCUCGUUCAUCAACGUGUAGAUCGUAGACUUAGCGAAGAAGGAGUUCACCGUCGUCAUGCAGACCAAACAGCUGAACGUCGACUCAUGGAACGAGGAACCGACCGACGUCUCAUGGAACAAAGAGCUGACCGACUCGUCGUGGUAAGGCGAUCCACGUCCGUCGAAUCUCGAAUCCGCAAAGAAGCCAGAACCACCGAUCGACGACACAGGGAAAGGCGAACCGCGUCUAUCGAAUCCCAGAACCGUGAAGAAGCUAGAGCCGAUCGCCAACAAUCGGAACGAAGAACUAAUCGACGUCUCAUGGAACAAAGAGUUGACCGACUCGUCGUGGAAGGGCGAUCCACACCCGUUGAAUCUCGAUUCCGCAAAGAAGCCAGAACCACCGAUCGACGACACAGGGAAAGGCGAUCCGCGUCUAUCGAAUCCCAGAAUCGCGAAGAAGCUAGAACCGAUCGGCAACAACUGGAACGAAGAACUAACCGAUAUCUCAUGGAACAAAGGGCUGACCGACUCGUCGUGGAAGGGCGAUCCACACCCGUUGAAUCUCGAUUCCGCAAAGAAGCCAGAACCACCGAUCGACGACACAGGGAAAGGCGAUCCGCGUCUAUCGAAUCUCGAAAUGGCGAAGAAGCUAGAACCGAUCGGCAACAACUGGAACGAAGAACUAACCGAUAUCUCAUGGAACAAAGGGCUGACCGACUCGUCGUAGAAAGGCGAUCUACACCCGUUGAAUCUCGAUUCCGCAAAGAAGCCAGAACCACCGAUCAACGACGCAGGGAAAGGCGAUCCGCGUCUAUCGAAUCUCAAAAUCGCGAAGAAGCUAGAACCGAUCGCCAACUUGUGGAACGAAGAACCGACGCGCGACUCAUUGAACAAAGGGCCGAUCGACGACGACUGGCCGUGGAAAGGCGAUUCACACCCGUUGAAUCUCGAUUCCGCAAAGAAGCCAGAACCACCGAUCAACGACACAGGGAAAGGCGAUCCGCGUCUAUCGAAUCCCAGAACCGUGAAGAAGCUAGAGCCGAUCGGCAACAAUUGGAACGAAGAACUAAUCGACAUCUCAUGGAACAAAGGGCUGACCGACUCGUCGUGGAAGGUCGAUCAACACCCGUUGAAUCUCGAUUCCGCAAAGAAGCCAGAACCACCGAUCAACGACGCAGGGAAAGGCGAUUCGCGUCUAUCGAAUCCCAGAGCCGCGAAGAAGCUAGAGCUGAUCGCCAACUUGUGGAACGAAGAACCGACGCGCGACUCAUUGAACAAAGGGCUGAUCGACGACGACCGGCCGUGGAAAAGCGAUCCACGUCCGUCGAAUCUCGAGUUCGCGGGGAAACCAGAAUUGAUCGUCGACUUAUGAGAGAAAGGGCUGAUCGUCAACUCGUGGAACGUCGUCUCACAGGGCAGAGAAUCGAUCGGCGAGACUUGAACUCGAGACGAUCGGUACGACAGACGCUCGACAUCGAUAGAUCUCAAGGGACCGGCACUAUGCUUACUCGUCUUGAAAACGACAUUCGCUCUAGCCAGAAGGGACAAAGAUUCGCUGACAAAGCACGCGCAGCCCUGGCAACUUCUCCAGAUAGAUCUAUAAACGAUAUCGGACGAUCUCGCUCCGUGGAAAGGGACAUUCGCUCUGCGGAUAGAGAUUCUCGUUCUCGAAGCCAAUCGAUCCAAGAUUCAAUCGUUCUGCGAGGACGAGACCGGUCUCAACAACGGAUUUCCAGGAUCCCUGUCAGUACACGUUCCUUGACAGUACGAGAGAAAAGUGAGGCACGCGGCAACGAUUUCAUGCCCAGGAUGAAGAUUUUAGGCGCCACGGACUUCCUAAAACAACGAAACUCCAUGAAUUACGCGUUUACAUUUGAAAUUAUCCGUCAGGCACUCACAAUUGGACUUUGUACGAUGUACGGAUUAUCCAUUUUCUACGGGAAACGUUCUUUCAUUAGAAACUUCGUGAGACAGGGACCGCAAUUUACUAUAUGGUAGACUCUUAUCCCGAGGAAAAACGACGAUUAGCUACUUCCAAGACCUGCUUUUAGUCAUUGUUCUAGCGUAAUUUUUUCUUCCACUAUACUAUACUAUGUACUUGCUAUGUACUCAACGAAAAAACUGUAUAUUGAGAGAAAUGUGUCGCAUGUAUUUGAAAAGAUAUAUUUUAUCUGAAUAAACUGUUCAAACGAAAGUCAAA